Cutaneotrichosporon cavernicola is the source of this 867-nucleotide messenger RNA. RefSeq lists its product as uncharacterized. Gene Ontology annotation, biological process: carbohydrate metabolic process. Gene Ontology annotation, molecular function: carbohydrate binding; glucose-6-phosphate 1-epimerase activity. The coding region runs from base 1 to 867 and encodes 288 amino acids. Lineage: Eukaryota; Fungi; Basidiomycota; Tremellomycetes; Trichosporonales; Trichosporonaceae. The record is from RefSeq and is a predicted model, not a curated record. Gene Ontology annotation, cellular component: cytoplasm. The transcript has 8 exons.
AUGGGCGUCGAACAGACCGGAAAGAGCAUCACCCUCAAGCAUGUCUCGGGCGCAUCCGCUGAGAUCUACCUGUAUGGAGCGACCGUCACCUCGUGGAAGGUGAAUGGCCGCGAGCACAUGUUCCUCUCCAAGAAGGCGGUCCUUGACGGCUCGGCAGCCAUUCGCGGAGGUGUCCCAGUCGUCUUUCCCAUCUUUGGCCCUCCUCCCUCGUCACCGCCCGAGUACGCUGCACUCACGAACCACGGCUUUGCGCGCAACCAGACGUGGAAGCUCGACCAGAUCCUUUUGGACCGCGACGAGGGUGUGUCCGUGCGCCUCGCCGCCCCGCCUCCACCCGAGUCCUUCCCAUACCACUACGACUUGACUUACGUGGUGACCCUUGCGGCCCACCAGCUCAGCUGUGACAUUCACGUCGUCAACCGCGAUUCAGAGGCGUUCCGCUUCCAGGCCCUCUUGCACAACUACCUCGCCGUCCCGGACGUCAGCCAGAUUUCGAUCUCUGGGAUUAACGCAGGCGUCAACUACAAGGACAAGGUUCUUGGCGGGUCUGAGGAGGAAACCGAUGGUAGCGCCAUCACAAUCACUGGCGAGGUUGACCGUGUCUACGCUAAAGUCCCCGGGCAGGAGGUGUGCGUCAACGACGGCCAGGGUGGCGGUUACAAGGUCCGCUUCCGCGGCUUCGAAGACUGUGUCAUCUGGAACCCCGCCGCCGAGACCGGCAGCAAGAUUGCCGACAUGGAGGACGGCGGAUGGAACCGCUACGUGUGCGUUGAGCCCGGAUUCGUGAGUCAGUUCAAGUCACUCGAGCCCGGACAGAAGUUCCUUGGCCAGGAGACAAUCACCCUUGUCGAAUCUCCUCGCCUGUAG